AUGUCCCGGCUGCUGCCGCUGCUGCGGGGCCGGCCCGCGCGCGGCCUGAGGCCCGGCCCGGCCGCCGCCGCCGCGCCCCGCCCGCCCUGGUGCGGCUGCGGCCGGGGGCUGCGCGCGCUCGCGGCCGCGGGGGGCCGCCCCGCCGGCGCCCGGGGGCUGGGCACGCACCCCAAGAAGGAGCCCAUGGAGGCGCUGAACACGGCGCAGGGCGCGCGCGACUUCAUCUACAGCCUGCACUCCUCCGAGCGCAGCUGCCUGCUCAAGGAGCUGCACCGCUUCGAGUCCAUCGCCAUCGCCCAAGAAAAAUUGGAAGCUGCACCACCCACCCCAGGACAGCUGAGAUAUGUAUUCAUCCACAAUGCGAUACCUUUCAUAGGGUUUGGCUUUUUGGAUAAUGCAAUUAUGAUUGUUGCAGGAACCCAUAUUGAGAUGUCUAUUGGCAUUAUUUUUGGAAUUUCAACUAUGGCAGCUGCUGCUUUGGGAAAUCUUGUGUCAGAUUUAGCUGGACUUGGACUUGCAGGCUAUGUUGAAGCUUUGGCUUCUAGGUUAGGCCUGUCGAUUCCUGAUCUCACACCAAAGCAAGUUGACAUGUGGCAAACACGUGUUAGUACACAUCUGGGCAAAGCUGGUGGGGUGACUAUUGGCUGCAUUCUAGGAAUGUUUCCUUUGCUUUUCCUUGGAGGUGAAGAUGAUGAAAAACUGGAAAAGACAAAUUAACGCUCUUAGGAUAUCUAUAAAAAGAUGUAAACUAAUGUACCUCAACUACUAAAUAUGCUGUCACGACAUUUAGGAAUUAAGACAGUAACUGUGUAUAGAUAUGGGAUCAAAUAAUUCAGCAUGUGUAUUAUGGAAAACACUAACUUAUUGUAGCUUGGUUUUCUUAGGACAUCUUUUUAAAAAAAACUGUUUAGUAUCAUUUUGUGUAAAUUGCUGAGAUGCUUUUUCAUCAUUGGCAGUCAACAUUUUACCUUUUUCUUCUCUUUAUAUAUAUCAAAAUAUCAUUUAAGUAUCAGUCAUUGAUGUACUGUACUGACUUGGGGUUUGCUUAUUUGUUACUUAACAUGUGUACAUGCAUGAAAGCAUUUUCUGUUGUUCCCUGUAGUUAGAAUUCACCCUUAAGAUUUUUUUCCCCCAUAUUAUUUAAACUGUUCAAUAUCAGUUACAGAUUUUUUUUUUUUUACUCUUUUGGCAACAUCACUUUUGUACUAUUCCACAGGAAAUAUUCACAAUUAUAU
Talpa occidentalis (Iberian mole) is the source of this 1235-nucleotide messenger RNA. It is a transcript of the gene TMEM65, whose product is annotated as transmembrane protein 65. The transcript has 7 exons. Gene Ontology annotation, cellular component: mitochondrion. The record is from RefSeq and is a predicted model, not a curated record. The coding region runs from base 1 to 717 and encodes 238 amino acids. Lineage: Eukaryota; Metazoa; Chordata; Mammalia; Eulipotyphla; Talpidae. Gene Ontology annotation, biological process: regulation of cardiac conduction; cardiac ventricle development.